CUGUAACGUGCUUAUGGCACUACAGUGGUACUCAGUUCUGGCGACGUUUUCCUGGAUGUUGGUUGAAGGCAUAUUUCUACACAACCGACUUGUCGUAUACGUCUUCAGAUCGGAUGCUCCAUUCAAACUCUUCUACUUCAUCGGAUGGGGGAUUCCUGCCAUAAUAACCAUCACAUGGGCUGUGGUAACUCAUUACUUCAAUGGAGACAAAUGCUGGAACGCAUCCUCGAAUUCUCCCUUCAUCUUCAUCAUAUUCGCUCCAAUACUUCUGGCUCUUGUGAUCAAUCUUGCUUUCUUGAUCAACAUUAUUCGAGUGUUGAUAACAAAGUUACGGGCGCACAACACUAUAGAAUCCAGACGGAUAAGAAAAGCCAUCAAAGCAACAGUUGUGCUGUUCCCACUGUUAGGGAUAACCAACUGUUUGUUUCUCGCUAAACCAUCAGAUGACAAGAGUGUGUUGAUGGCGGUAUAUAGGGUAACCAACGCCAUUCUACCAGCAUGUCAGGGAAUCUUUGUGACGGUUUUAUACUGCUUUAUGAAUACGGAGGUUCAGAGUGUCAUAAGGAAGAAGUGGAACCGGUUUCGGAUCAACAGGGCUAUGAAUUCCAGGACGAGGCGGCGAAGUUCAAGGACGUCAUCCUUCUUCUUGUCCCAAAGCGAGAGCCAGUCCACCCCAACAAACAAGCACCUCCAGAUACACAGAUACAGGACAGCCAAACCUCUGACGUCUAUCAGUAACUGUUAGAAUUACCUCCCUCACACCACGGUCAACUAAGGUCAUCACGACAAUUCUUAGAUCACGAGCUGUUUCGCCAAGGCGGAAGUGUGUACUGAAGUGUCAAAGACAGACGUUUGCAAGAUCUCCGUCUGUGAUAUAUUCAUGGGAUGUGUAAUUCGUCGAUGGAAUAUGGCAAAGGAGCAAUAGAUGCAGUUUCAUGGAACUGAAGAUUCUUCACUGCAUACAUCGGCAAUCACCGGCGACAGCACUUUGAUUUGAAGGACAAUUGCAUGAUAUAACCCUGAAAGAAAGAGGGGGCACGGGGUGUCCCAGUCGUGUGGGUGCCGCGAUUUGCUGUGCAGAGUUGCGUCCCUUUGACCUUAUAUUGUGGGUUCGAAUCCCGGAUCGCUCCGAUUAUGGUUCUAGGUUUGUCAGCACCAUACCCGUGCUCGUAGGUUUUACCAAAGUGGUAAACGUCUGAGACCUGCAUCACUUCGGGCUUUCCUCCCACAUUAAGCUGACACGCAGUGAUAUAACUGGAAUACUGUUAACAGCGGCGUUAAACCCAACUCACUCACUCACUGAAAGAAACAGCUCUCGUUCCAUGCUUGGUAAAAUCAUUGAAGAAGAACUCAUUCCAAACUGCCCAUGUGAUGCCAAAUACUUUGGAAUUGCCUUUUCUGGAAUUCGGAAACAUUUGGAGAGACUUGAAGACACUUUACACUUUUUUUAUGGAUAACAACUUCUUUAUUCUUUGUAAACGACAUUUGAGAGAUACUACUUGCUCCUUCAUCAGGUGAAUACUGAUGAAGUGAGUAGAAGUAGCCCAGUAACAUUGUUUACAAAGAAUAAAGAAGUUGUCCAUAAAAAAGUGACAUGUAUUCAUGCUCUUCCAACUUCUAAACGACUAUCAGUGACUUCAUUUGGAGUGACGUCAUGUUUCCUUGGAAAUAACGUUAUUCAAGCUUCGCAUAGUCUGAAAAGUUUUGGAGUGAAAGCUUUUUUAUCAAGUUGACAUUUACAUGUACGUUUCCAUAUUUUGUCAUUUUUAUAAACUCGAAGUGCUUUAGGUAAAUGAAAAAUAAUUUAACAUACUCUAAUAAAAGCGACAAAACCCUUUAACUAUUCGGGAUGCAUAUCAUAGAUGGUAUGAUAAAACAUAUCUUUCCGACUGCCAUUGUUCUCGUGACGUUGCACGUAUAUACUUGUGACAGAAGUACACACAGUACCGACUUAGCGAAGCCACUGACGUGUUCAAAAACGUAAAGAGUCCAUAAAACGAAUCGGAUGCAGAUGUUCCUCGUGGACCCUGUUUAGUGAAAUGUUCCCUCACUAAAAUACUAAAACUACACUACACGAGUACAGUGUACCUUCCGUCCCUGCUGGAGCCAGGGCCAGUUUUAUUCUGCAAAGCACCAAAGUGGCUCUUUGGAGCCUUAAAGAUUUCAAAGAUCGUCAAACAGCUCUUGUGAAAUAUAAAGAUUCAGAGUGACAAAACACUCUCCACAAGGCUGUAAUACAAGGGGGAUGACUUCAAAUUUCCAAUAGUCAACUUUCCCUUCAUGAAGAGCAUUAUUCCAGCACCUCCAGCCUUUGGUCUUUACAUUUCACAACCUUUGAGGUACAAUCGAGCAUGCUCUUUCUACCAAGACUUAAAGAGCGUCAUACGACUCUUGCUCUAAAGGUGUUGUAUCAGGGUUACAACCUUCAAAGCCAUUGUGAAACUUUAGAAAUGUUUUAUGGUGGACAUGUGGAGGACAUUUUCAAUUUUCACGCAUCAGUCACAAAAAUGAUUUCUGAUUUCCUUAUUUUGUCUUGGACCAUAUAAUCCCGUGUUUUUGUAGGCGAACAGAUGACUUUGUAUGUGUUUGUGACAGAUGCAGCAGAUAGGGCAAUUAAUUGACUUACCUUUGCAUGUGUUUGUGAAGGUUGCCAUCGGUGGGGCAGGAUAUGCUCACCCUUUGGGGACACAAGGUAUUAUCACUAUUUGAUAGUGAUUCAUGAACUCAUGCUUAUGAUCUGGUCAGAAUCGAACACUGGACUUUUUCCGUAUGGUUAUGGAAGGGGUUGUGUCGCUUUUAUUGUCAAGCGUCCCCUGGUUGUGGAAUGGACUCGCCCACUCGUGCAUACAGCAUACAGCGCCAAUCACGCUAUAGAGUGUAUUGUUGUAUUCUGAUUUUGGGUAGAGUACGUCUAGGUAAACAGAAAGGUAGGUGUUGGUAAAUCACACGACAACGACCUUGUGUUUAAUGAGUUUCACUUUGCAAUGUUAUGGAGUUACAACUGCAUUUGAAUGUCCAUAUCCCCGAGCGUCAAUCUCUAUUCAAUAUUUAUAUUCGUAAACUAAAGCCGUGCCUAAAACCUAUAGUUUAAAUCUAUGUUUGUUAGAGAUAGGCCUGGGUUCGAUUCCCUAUUGAUUAUGUCCCCGGCUUAGAACCGUACUCACUCACUGUUAUAGAGAACGGGUUGACACUAAAUGUUGGUCUAGAUCUUUCCAUAGGGUUUAACUUGAAUAAUGUAACCUUAAUCUGGGCCAACCGUUAAUAUGUACAUUACAUGUUUGCAAAUACAUUAAAUGUACUUUUGUUUAAUUUACAACACUAAAUAUUAUCCUAAUGUUUUGGUAACGUCAAUAUGUUUCCUUAGUACGUAUCCACGUCUUCUUAAGAUCAUGAGCCAACAGACACGUAUCCUGUUUAGUCGACAUGACAUCGUCACUUUUCACACUUAGCAGAACACAAGAGAUAUGUACGCAGCACGAACGCACACAACCCGCUCAAAUAACUCUGUAAAAAAAUGUUGUCUGCUUGACAAGGUGCACGAGAUAAUAAACGUAUCCCUAUCUAUAAAUGCUGUAUGACGCUAGAAACGUUUGUGAGUCCACGAGAAAUACCGAGUGUCAAUCGAGGAUUAAUUAUAUGCACCUUCGAUGAUUAAAUAUGUGUGUUGUUCUAAGGAUACAUAUGUAUGUCCUCUAAAGAUGAAAUGUGUGUGACGUUCAGGGAAAUACGCAUGUGUGUCUUUCGAAAAUAGGCGUGUUUUUCUAGAAAUACAUUUGUGAACCUUCGUGCAAAACGGGGAGAACGGGUGG
This is a messenger RNA of Haliotis rufescens (red abalone), 3809 nucleotides long. RefSeq names its product corticotropin-releasing factor receptor 2-like. Lineage: Eukaryota; Metazoa; Mollusca; Gastropoda; Lepetellida; Haliotidae. Gene Ontology annotation, cellular component: plasma membrane. Gene Ontology annotation, molecular function: G protein-coupled peptide receptor activity. The record is from RefSeq and is a predicted model, not a curated record. Gene Ontology annotation, biological process: cell surface receptor signaling pathway; adenylate cyclase-modulating G protein-coupled receptor signaling pathway. The coding region runs from base 14 to 745 and encodes 243 amino acids. The transcript is spliced from 7 exons.